AGUUCGGAGCAUGUAUGUAAAGCGAAAGGGAAACCCGGGUUUUUGGCUGGUCCAGUUUUUGCCCAAUCGAUUAAUGUACAUACCCAGUUCUACUUCCAGUGGUAUCAACGAGUAUUGUGGUUUGGAGUAGUCGUGCAUAUGUGUUACUGCUGGUCGACUUUUGUACCGCCUAGUUCGUCCUUGUCUAUCUCACUGGAUAGCUUUAGCUAUGGCCAGUCCAUCAUCUUACGUCCUCUGGGCUCCACAUGAUUAUUCUAGGUGUCAUUUUAGCUUGUCUCACUCCCAUCCAACAUAAUGCUCUCCUAUUUUACUAACAAGCUGAACUUGCUGGGUCAGUCGUAACAUCAUCCCCUGGUUGGUUGACCUCUCGUGGGUGAGUGAGUGCAUAGUAGUGCAUACCAUCAACUUGGCCUUCUCCAUUUGCUCAGACUGCAUGGCUCGACUUCAAUGUUGUGUAGCUAGGUCAACCGAAAUAACAAGUUAUUAGUUGGGAGGAAGUGGCCAAUAAUAACCACAGUCUACCCACGUCGAUCGGGUGGGGUCUCGCUAUCCACUCUUGUCCAUCCAUCAUUUUCACUCCCCUUCAUUAGUAACCACUUAAAGCAGGAGUGUGAGGUAUGUCCCUGAAAGACUUGGGUCCGGAAGCUCUUGUGGAUGUGAGCAAGGGAUUGGUGGUGGACGAGGAUGGUUUGGCGGAGACUGGUGGCCUGGAGGGGGGGUCCCCACAGAGAAAAGUGGCGGCGACCGCUGCAGGAGGAGGAGGAGUAAAAGAGUUGAACGAGGACGAUGGGAAGAACAACAAGGAGUCGGGUGACGGGGGUGGAAGUUUGCAACCCAGUCCUUGCCACUCAUGGAUUUCCAAUUCUAGCUCCUGCACCAAUCUCUUUGAGGACGACGAUGACGAAGAGUGCGAAGGGGACGGGGGUGAGGACGACUACGAGUAUGACCCUUACACGCACGAGUAUGUUCCUCGUAUCAAGGAGCCCCCAGAUGGAGAAGAUAGUGAUGACGGCCUUCUUGUAAGUCGAGAACAGCGCGAUGCAUCGCUGUCAUUUGUGGCUCAAGCCUUACUGGAAAGUGCUCGGGCGAAUAAGGAGAGAUGGGACAAUGAGCAACAGGCGAGACGCCGAUCCUCGACCGAACGAAUCUCCUGUGUGGCCAAAAUGUUGUUUUGCUCAGGGAAAGCACUUUGUCACAUCUCAGAAAUGCCUCAACAUCUACGAUUCAAUAAGUACAUUUUAUCUGGCUAUCGACAAUUAGGCGAUUUUUGGACUUGUGUUCGCAGUUUGGGCUACUUGCACAACGAAACACUUAACAUUCUUACGCAUGUCGUUCCAAUCGUGUACAUCCUUCUCUAUUGGCAAACCAUGUUUCCGUGGGGUGCGAUUGAGGGAAACACUUUUCUCAACAUUUUGGGGUGGGCUCACAUCUCAGCCUCCAUUUCUCCAUGGAUAGGAAGCGUGAUUUACCAUCUCUUUAUGAGCUACAAUCAGGGUGGGGACCGUUUCUACCAGCUCCUUCUUCAAAUCGACAUGUUUGGAAUUUGGGUCACAGAAUGUUUCGGGGCCCUGUCAAAUCUGACGGCAGCAGCCUGGUGUCUUCCCAAGGACUACCAGACGGCCAUGAUGACGGCAUAUGGACUGGCCGCGGUGUGGGGUUUGCAGAAGGCAUUGACGGCAUGGACCCCACUCGCCCGACGAAUGUGCUUUGCUCCCGUGUUCAUUUCGAGAAUCCUGGCUUUCCUCCUGAGGAUAUCCCCUUGGGGAGGAGGCAACCCCGCCACCCUCAGCGACGUCGUUCUCCAGGAUGUCCUGUCAAUCCUGGGCGGAAUAAUUGGGGUGGUUCGCAUUCCUGAAAAAUGGUUCCCUGGACGGCUCGACCUUUGGCUCAAUUCCCACCAUAUCAUGCACCUCAUGGUUGUGUGGGCGGUGAUGCACAUGAAUGCUGCGACAAACGGGGACAUCAACUGGGUCAUCGGCAACUAUGAUCAAGCUCAGUGUCCGGUCACCAAUAAUUCCUAAAAAUUAAGAGACCAUAUGCAAAAAAUGUGCAUCUACCUACUCUACCCGUAAUACAUAAUCCUACUUGUAUAACUAAAAAUGCCUAGUCAAACCAAACUCAACGUUUUACCUGUUAUUUACCUGUCAAUUAAAUAUUCCGCAUUCUUGUAUUAUGCAUGAUGGCCUGUCGCCUUCCUUGUUGGCGAAAAAUGAAACGGCUGUUUUACUCUAGUCUUGGUCAUGCCAAAGAAGAAGAAUAUAUGCUUCAUGUGCAAGAAAGAGUCAAAUGUAUAGUAAUAAUAUAUUGCUAAUUGUUAAGUCUUACGCAAUAAAUACAAUGGACCAUGUUUAGGCUAUGGUGAAUCAGCUCAGCUCAUCACGCUGAAUGAUAAAAUAUAUAAUAAAAAGAAAAAAUGUCCUUAAUA
Molecule: messenger RNA, 2425 nt
Organism: Folsomia candida
Lineage: Eukaryota; Metazoa; Arthropoda; Collembola; Entomobryomorpha; Isotomidae
Product: progestin and adipoQ receptor family member 4
Exons: 9
Coding region: 618-2021 (467 amino acids)
Cellular component (GO): membrane
Molecular function (GO): signaling receptor activity
Source: RefSeq, a predicted model, not a curated record